CGGUGUCACGUGGUCUUUUCUACACAUACACACAAAAUAGUGUCUUUUGUAAUAGAAAUAUUAGUCGGUGUUACCAACUACGCGCCGUGGUCUACGACUCGAUCGUCGUAGGCCUCGGGUCAGCUGGUACGACGGCCGCGUCGACCCUCGCCAAGGCCGGGAAGAAGGUCCUGGCGCUGGAGGCGAUGGACAGGGUCGGCGGACGAGUCAACACCGUGCCCUUCGGAGAUGGACUCGUCGAGCUCGGGGCUGAGUGGAUCCACGGCACCGCAAACAACCGCGUGUACGAGACAGCAAUAGCCAACGACAUAGAUGUUGUCAACGAUGACACCUUGGAAUCCGAAAUCUAUAUGUCGGAUGGCUCUCCAGGAGACACCCAGUUGAUAAGUGAGCUGAUGGACUUCGCCAAUAAAGUGAUAGACGACCCGCCACCAGUGCCGGAACCUUUGGGCCAGUAUGUUACUAGGAGAGUGAAAGAACACAUUAAAGAGAAGUACCCGCAAAUAGCGAAUGAUACUGAUUUCAUCGAAUCGAUUCUAUUUUGUAUACAAUUGGACACAGAAGUUUAUGAGUCGUCUAAUAGUUGGAAUGAGCUCACAACGUCCUCUCAUUUCAAGGACCUAAAGGGGCAUCAGGGCGUCAGUUGGCACAGACACGGGUACAAGACGUUUUUUGAAAUCUUGUUGAACACAUACAAUAAUGGCCCCGGCUACCCUAACCUGGACAUCGCGCUGAACAAGGAGGUGUCUCGCAUCACGUGGCCGCGACAGCCGGCGGAGGACGCGGUCGUGUCCUGCUCCGACGGCUCCGUCUACAGAGCCCGGAGUGUUAUCGUGACGGUCUCGCUCGGCGUGCUCAAGGAGAGGCACAACACAUUAUUUUCCGCUGCCUUACCGAGCGAAAAAACUACGGCUAUAGAGAAAAUGUCCAUAGGUGUGCUCGGUAAAAUAAUAUUGUCUUUUGAAAAACCCUGGUGGCCAAAGAAUAUGACAGCCAGCACUUUUAUAUGGAAAGCUGAGGACAGGAAGAGUAUCCCGAAAGAAGACAUCUGGACCUCUAUGAUGAGUGGCGCCAGUUUUGGUUUGGGGACCAGUAAUACGUUGACCCUUUGGUUGUGCGGCGAUGCGGCUAGAUUGGUAGAGACGUUGCCUGAAGACGUGGUGAAAACCAAGUCAAUGGAAAUCCUGAGGAGGUUCAUGGGAAGGGACACCGACAUACCAGAGCCUACUGCCAUGUUGAGGUCAAGUUGGUACAAAAACCCCUUUACGCGGGGUAGUUACACAUACGACAACUUACUCACCCCACAGUACCCCAACGCACGCGAGGAUCUGGGUAAACCCUUACUGGACUCCGCUGGCAACCCACGCGUACUGUUUGCAGGCGAGGCGACGAACACUCAACACUACGCAACAGUCCAUGGCGCCUCAGAGACCGGAUAUAGAGAAGCGAUGAGGCUACUUAAUAAUUCUAAGAAGAUUUAAGUGUUUGCCCCGUUUGGGGUAAACGUAGAUGUAUAUCGAGUUGUCUUAAAAGGGAAAUAUUGUGAAACUAUUUGAAUGAACAUACGUUACUCCGGUAGUAACUAAUACCUUAAGAUGUUUUUAUUACAUAGAUACGUUGUCCGAGCUCAAUACUGGCAAGACAAAAGUAAGGUAAUUGCCCGAAUUGACGGCCAAUGAGC
Molecule: messenger RNA, 1681 nt
Organism: Manduca sexta (tobacco hornworm)
Lineage: Eukaryota; Metazoa; Arthropoda; Insecta; Lepidoptera; Sphingidae
Product: spermine oxidase
Exons: 8
Coding region: 186-1481 (431 amino acids)
Molecular function (GO): polyamine oxidase activity
Source: RefSeq, a predicted model, not a curated record